CAGUUGGCAAACCUUCUACAAAUCACAUCACUCAGCCUAGAGAUCCCCAUGUGCAUCAAAAGAUUGACCUUCGUUACUGGAAACCCAAAUAAACUGUUAGAGACGAAAUAUAUUCUCUCGCAAGGUGUUCCGGUAGAGAUAGAUUCAGCGGAUCUCGAUAUUCCCGAGCUACAAGGCACUACACAAGAAAUAGCUAUCGCAAAAUGCCGGCGGGCUGCUGAGUUGCUUGGACGUGCAUGCAUCACAGAAGACACGGCACUUUGCUACAAGGCACUGAACGGGUUACCUGGGCCAUACAUAAAACACUUUAUGAAAAACCUUGGUCACGAAGGCUUGAAUAAGCUUUUGGUCGGUUUCGAGACUAAGGAAGCUUACGCACUGUGCACUUUCGCUUAUAGCGCGGGUCCUGGCUCUGAACCUCUCCUCUUUGAAGGGCGCACCGAUGGCACAAUCGUGCCCGCGAGAGGCCCCCCUGUCUUCGGUUGGGAUGCUGUUUUCCAGCCUGUCGGAUUUGACAAAACUUACGCGGAAAUGUCAAAGGAGGAAAAGAACAUCAUAUCGCAUAGAUAUCGUGCAUUGGAUAAGCUAAAAGCAUACCUGGCUACUAUAUCGACUGCCUAGAUAGAAGGCUGCCUGGAUUUACUAUACCCCCUUGUCGUAGUGGUCACUUGAGGAAUGGAAUUUUUGAGGUCUCUUACACAGUGUGGGGGAAAAUAUACAAGGUGGUACAUAUUAUCACCUUGCUUGCAACGCAAGGUCACCCGGUGUUGGCUUCGUGUACAAAACGUACAUAGGAACCAACACGCGCCCGAUUUGUUCACAAUCCAGCCCCUUUCACUAUUCCUACACCAUAGGAGAUUGUGAGCUGGCAUACGUUCGUUCCUGUGGCCUUGCUUUUGGCGUUCACAAUCACCUCCUGAUUAUCAGCCCCUUUUACUACCCCAUCCCC
Molecule: messenger RNA, 949 nt
Organism: Pisolithus orientalis
Lineage: Eukaryota; Fungi; Basidiomycota; Agaricomycetes; Boletales; Pisolithaceae
Product: inosine triphosphate pyrophosphatase-like protein
Exons: 8
Coding region: 49-621 (190 amino acids)
Biological process (GO): nucleoside triphosphate catabolic process
Cellular component (GO): cytoplasm
Molecular function (GO): nucleoside triphosphate diphosphatase activity
Source: RefSeq, a predicted model, not a curated record